UCGGGCUGUAGUUCGGCUGAGGGACGGGCCCGGAGAAGAAACGGACGGGGGAUGCAUUAGUGAUGUUGGAUGUUAUCUUGUGAUCUCACAGCCAUCUCUACUCCAGAUUUUAAGCAGGAGCUUGGCAAACAUCCUUUCAGUUGUUAAUAUAGGUCCAUAUCUUGGUAGCUUGUUCUUGCUAGCGGCUGGACGCAUUUCCCUCAUGCCACUUGGACUAGGUCGCCGGAAGAAAGCCCCCCCUUUGGUGGAAAAUGAGGAAGCUGAGCCCAUCCGUAGUAGCCUGGGUGGGAUGGGGGUGGGUGGCAUGGCAGCACUUCAGCCUGGACUCCCCCCUCCACCGGCCAGCCUCCGUCCUCGACUUGUGUUCCACACUCAGCUAGCCCAUGGAAGUCCCACUGGUCGGAUCGAAGGCUUUACUAAUGUCAAGGAACUAUACAACAAAAUUGCAGAGGCCUUUAAUAUAGCCUCAACUGAGGUGAUGUUCUGCACUUUAAAUACCCACAAAGUGGACAUGGACAAAUUAUUGGGUGGUCAGAUUGGCCUGGAAGACUUUAUCUUUGCCCACACAAAGGGCCAGAGGAAAGAAGUGGAAGUAUUCAAAUCUGAGGAGGCCCUGGGCCUGACUAUUACAGACAAUGGUGCUGGCUAUGCUUUCAUCAAGAGAAUCAAGGAAGGGAGUGUUAUUGACCGAAUCCAAAUUAUUAAUGUCGGAGAUCUGAUUGAGUCCAUCAAUGGUCAAAGUCUCAUUGGCUGCCGGCAUUAUGAGGUUGCAAAAAUGCUCAAGGAUUUGCCCAAAGGUCGCACUUUCACUCUGAAGCUGACUGAACCCCGAAAGGCUUUUGAUAUGAUCAGUCAAAGGUCCAAAGGAGGCAAAAACAGCGGAUGUGCUCAACUUGGCACAGGAAGGGGCACUCUGCGUCUACGGGCCAAGGGACCAGCCACCGUGGAAGAACAGCCCUCUGCAUUUGAGGAAAAGGCCAUUGAGAAGGUUGAUGAUCUUCUGGAGAGCUACAUGGGUAUCCGUGACACUGAGCUAGCUGCUACCAUGGUGGAGUUGGGCAAGGACAAGCAAAAUCCUGAUGAAUUUGCAGAAGCAUUGGAUGAGCAGCUGGGUGAUUUUGCCUUCCCAGAUGAGUUUGUCUUUGAUGUCUGGGGAAGCAUUGGAGAUGCCAAGGUUGGGCGCUACUAGGAUGGUAAACAUACUAGACCCCCCCUCCCACAGAAACUAUGAACAGACGAGUGGUGAUUCUGGAACACUACAGCGCCCUUCCCUUUGAUGCUGGGCCCACUGAUUGGAAGGCAUCCUAGAGCAAUAAGUAAUCUGCAUUAUCGACUGGAGUGUAAUGUGAACUGGGGGCAGAAUUUCUGCUGCUUGCUUCUGGCCCCCUCUUGAUGGAAAUUCCCUCAGCCCUGGGUACAACCAAGCCAUUCAGUUUGCUCUGUGUUCUAGUCUGAGCUAGGUGCUACCAGUUGCUUCAUACAGUUUGCUAUUGCUUAGAGAGAUAUGGCUGCUGCAUGUUGGAUUUCCAAGCUUAUUCUGGUUUGGAAGCAAGCAUAACUGAUAUAGCCAUUCAGAUUUAGAUGGAUGACGAGCUGUUUUUGUUUUGAGAAUCGGAUAUCCUCCAUGGGAGCUGAAUGAAAGGAGGGAUGGACGGAGUUGGCUUUUUCAGCUCUAAUAAAAGUGGAGGAGAGA
This is a messenger RNA of Thamnophis sirtalis, 1693 nucleotides long. NCBI's taxonomy places the organism in Eukaryota, Metazoa, Chordata, Lepidosauria, Squamata, Natricidae. The record is from RefSeq and is a predicted model, not a curated record.